AUGGCGCUGGCAUGCGCACUGGGCUGCGCGCCGUGUCAGCGUCAUCUGCUGCCCUUCGCCCUGUCCAUGUCAGAUCCAGGAACCGACCAGGGCUGCGUUGCCCAGUGCUCCCUCCUCCUGCUCCCUCCCCGCUCCGCCCAAGCACGAACGAUCCUAAACGAGAAGGCCGCCCAAGCACAGCCCUUCUCGUCGGCACCACCACGCAUCCGAGGGCCUCGCUUCACCGCUGCCGCCAUGCGUACGCUGCUGCUGACAUCUACCAAGCCCUACACCGAGUAUGCCGCAGCCCGCCCACAUGCACCCUGCCCCCGUGUAGCAGCGCAAUGCUGCCCUCUACAAGCCAUGGCCUGA
This is a messenger RNA of Exserohilum turcica Et28A, 351 nucleotides long. RefSeq lists its product as uncharacterized. The record is from RefSeq and is a predicted model, not a curated record. Bases 1 to 351 code for a protein of 116 amino acids. The transcript has a single exon. Lineage: Eukaryota; Fungi; Ascomycota; Dothideomycetes; Pleosporales; Pleosporaceae.